Molecule: messenger RNA, 3443 nt
Organism: Pelobates fuscus (common spadefoot toad)
Lineage: Eukaryota; Metazoa; Chordata; Amphibia; Anura; Pelobatidae
Gene: TLR5
Product: toll like receptor 5
Exons: 3
Coding region: 194-2812 (872 amino acids)
Biological process (GO): immune response; inflammatory response; toll-like receptor signaling pathway
Cellular component (GO): plasma membrane
Molecular function (GO): transmembrane signaling receptor activity; protein binding
Source: RefSeq, a predicted model, not a curated record
UUACUAAGAAAUGAGAAGCGCACUGUGAGAUUGCUGAAAAUGAACAUGAAACCAGCAGCUAUGUGCCGAGUCCAGAGUGUUCCUUCACUUCAUUUAAACAAAAAGCACACAUUCCUACCCUGCAAGUUACUUCUAUAGAUACUUCUGAAACAUCUCAGUGAUUGGUGGCUGUGAUGCUGUUAGUGAGUAGAAAAUGAACAUUCGGUGGAUCAGGAUAUAUCAUCUUGUAUAUAUUUUUGGGGAAUCAUUAUCACUUUACAUGGACAUACCAGAAUGUCAGGUAAAUAACGGAUAUGGCAUCUUUCGUGGAUGUAACCUCACUGGAAUUCCUCUUGUACAAACCGAAAUUGGAAUCCUUGAUUUAGGUUUCAACUACAUUUUGGAAAUAAAUGCGUCAUCUUUUCCUUUUCUGGAAAAAUUAUUUAAACUUCAAAUUGACAGUCAAAAAACUGAGAAACUAACAAUCCGAAACCACAGCUUUCGAAACUUGCCGGGACUAAUUGAAUUGGAUCUCUCAUAUAACCGAAUGCUCAUACUGGAUUCAGAAGCCUUUGCAGGUUUGUCAUACUUGCAAAAUCUCAUACUGUACUACAACAAUUUGACAGGAUCAAUUUUGGAAAAUGAUUAUUUUAAAGAUUUGAAAUCUUUGGAGUACCUAGAUCUUUCUAGUAACAAAAUAUCGUAUCUGAAACCCAAUCCAUUAUUUUAUUAUCUUUACAACUUUCAUCUACUGACGUUAAAAUACAAUCACAUCUCACGUAUUUGUGGAGGUGACCUUCAUAGCUUUGAAAGAAAAAUGUUUACUGUCAUGGAUUUAUCAAAUAAUAGGUUAUACGAAUCAGGUCCCGAUGUCUGGAAGAGUUGCGGAAAACCUUUCAGGAAUAUUCAGUUUGAUACCCUAUUGCUCGGUAGCAAUGGAUUGAAUGUGGACUCGUUACAAAGUAUUACCAAUGCUUUGAAUGGAACCAAAAUAAUGCAUUUAAAGUUGGCACCUCACAUUAUGGGAGCCAGUUUUGGUUUUCAUAACCUUAAAGAUCCAGAUAAUACCACAUUUACAGCCUUAGUGAACAGCGAUCUGCAAAUUCUUGAUAUAUCUGAUGGAAGCAUUUUUUCUCUAAACCCGUAUACAUUUGCAAAUCUUUCUCAACUUUUACUGCUGAAUCUUGCUGAAAAUAAAAUAAACCGCAUAAAUAAGUAUGCAUUUCAUGGACUUAACAGCCUCCUUCAUCUUAACCUCUCCAACAAUUUACUUGGAGAACUCUAUGAGUACACAUUUGAUGGACUUCCAAAUGUAAUACACAUUUAUUUGCAACAAAAUCACAUUGGAGCAAUUCGUGAUGACACUUUCAAGCAACUUACAAAAUUGGAACUUUUGGAUCUCCAAGAUAAUGCAAUUAAACAGAUUAGGUUCUUUGAACAAAUAAAUUAUGUACAAGUAAUGUACAUUGGCAGAAAUAGGUUGAAAGCAGUUGGCCAGACAUAUGUGAAUACAACCUUCUUUGAUGCUACACAAAAUAAUCUGGAGAAUUUGGGAGAACUGUAUUGGCUUUCAAAUAUUCCACAAAUUAAAGGUAUAAUCUUAAAGCAGAAUAGGUUGUCUUAUUGCUACCCUUUUUUUAAUAUUUCCAAAACAAAUUCCUUGAUCUAUCUGGACCUAUCUGAAAACAUGAUACAGUUAAUAUGGGAAAAGGGUCAAUGUUUAGAUGUUUUCCAUCACCUUUCUAGGUUGAAAGUACUAAUUCUUUAUGGGAACCACUUUGCUUUUAUUCCAGAUGGCAUAUUUAAUGGAUUAUCAUCUUUAAAAAACCUUAAUUUGUCUCAUAACUCUCUCACUUAUAUUUCGAAUGGAAUAUUGCCUUUAAAUCUGGAAAAACUGGAUUUGUCCAAUAACCAGUUGCUUUCACCGAGUCCAGAAUUAUUUACCUCCAUCCAGUCACUUGACAUAACAAAAAAUAAUUUUAUAUGUGAUUGCACACUAGUGAGCUUCAUAAUGUGGCUAAAUGAGACAAACACAACCCUUUUAGGCUCUCCGAAUGACAUUUAUUGUAUGUUUCCUACAAACUUCCUAUAUCAACCACUUCAUAAAUUGAAUGUUGACGGCUGUGAUGAAGAUCUUGUGUUGCUGCCACUGAGAUUUUCUCUCUUUGUCUUUACAACUUUGAUUAUUGCUAUUUCUGUGACAUCAACAAUAGUCUAUAAUCAUUUCAGAGGAACUUGUUUUGGCCUGUUCAAGAGAAUCACAACAUCGGUGUUGGGUGGACCAAAGUCUGAAGGCUCAUUAGGAAUGCACCAGUAUGAUGCUUACUUGUGUUACAGUAAAAAGGAUUUCCAGUGGGUGCAAAACUCUUUCCUUGAAAACCUUGACUCCCAUUAUUGUGAAAGGAACCGCUUCCAUUUGUGCUUUGAAGAAAGAGAUUUUGUUCCGGGUGAAGAUCAUAUUAUGAAUAUCCGUCAAGCCAUCUGGAACAGUAGAAAAACCAUCUGUAUUGUGUCAAAGCACUUCCUUAAGGAUGGCUGGUGCAUCGAAGCUUUUAACUGUGCUCAAAGCAGAUACUUUACAGAACUAAAAGAUGUGCUUAUCAUGGUCGUUGUGGGGACGUUAUCUUCAUUCCAACUAAAGAGACAUGAACCUAUUCGAGCUUUUGUGCAGAGGAGUCAGUAUAUGAAAUGGCCAGAAGACUCCCAAGAUGUAGACUGGUUUCUUAGUAGACUUUCCUAUAAAAUCCUAAAAGAGCAAAAUGUAAAGAAACACUCAAAAGUAACAAAAAUAUCGUCUGCUCUGGAAUUGCGAGCUGUUGCAACAGUUUCAUAAGCCCCGUAGUAUGGUUCUAUAAUCCAUGCAGUUUUUACUAAGUUUCUGGUUUGCCAAAAUGUGAACAUACAAAUUUAGUAGGAUAUAGAAGAAAUGUUUAAAUGCAGCUUUAAUGUUGCUUUUCUUUUUAAAUUCAAAAAGAAGUACCAAAGAAGUAUGAUUGUUUCUCUCGUGUAUUAGUGAGCUUAAAGGUAGCGCUGCUUCAAUAUAUUGGUAACUAAAACAGGAGAAUUUUCUGCUAAAUUUGGAAUCGUAGAAAAGUCAUUUGAUAACUGGAGGAAAAAUGGCUAAUCUGUACAAACCUUUGAUUAUUAUUAUUAUUAUUUUUUUAAAUCUCAGCUAUCCUCUUGCUUUAGUAAGAGCACACUAUAUGAUUUUCAUUCAAGCAUCUAGUUACUGUCAGUGUUCUGUUAUGUUCUUUAUGUAUUUUUAACAAGCUGUGUAUAUGUUGAUGACAUUUGUUAUGAAGCUUAUUGCUAUUUUUAAAUCAAUACCUCAGUUGUUGCCAUUUUUUUUAUUUUAUCAUUAUUAAUUUCAAAGUACUUAUAAAUCCUGAAAGUUAAAGGAUAACUCUGUGUCUAAAAAUGCACAUAGUUUUUUAUGCAUAAUUAAAGGGAUACUAUAGUCACAG